GACGGCGCAGGCCCGCUUCCGCCGCGCGGGGGCUGACGGGAAGGAGGAGGGCGCCUCGCCAAGAUGGCGGCCGCGCUGCGCAUCCAGAGCGACUGGAGCCGGGCCCUGAGGAGGGACGAGGGCGAGGCCUGGCUGAGCUGCAGGAGCCCGGGGAAGCCGACGCUGUACGGCAGCCUGACCCGCCGCGGGCUCAGCACCGAGGGCGUCCCCGACAUCGCCGCCUCCGAGGGCUUCGUGGUCGGCGAAGUCACCAAGAAAAGCAUUCUCGUCUCUUGCCCUCACGAAAACGCGUCCACGAAGUUCCUGGCGCCCUUCGCGACCUUUCCCGGGAUUCACCAGAAAAGCGUUACCUGCCUUGAUAUUUCCAGCGGUGGAGGGCUCGGCGUGUCUGCCAGCACGGAUGGGACCAUGAAAAUCUGGCAGGCUGCAAACGGGGAAAUGAGAGUUUUUCCCUUCGGGCCUUGUGGUUCUCAGCGGGGGAAUGGACGCCCAGCUAAAGGUCUGGUCGGCGGAAGACGCCAGCUGCGUCGUAACCUUCAAAGGCCACAAAGGAGGGAGGGGAUGGCUCUGGAGGUAGAAACUUGGCAGCCGCUGCGGUAUCAGCUCAGUCUUGAGGCGUCGCUGAGCAUCUCGCUGCUGACAACUUCCCCUUGUGCAGGGCAGUGGCUCCUGCUCCGUGUAAUCUGCUGGGAGCUGCUGCCUUCCACGUACCUCUUUGCGGGGGCCGUGGCUCCGUGCCCCGUGUUUCACCCCCCCCGCAGUUUGCCUGCGUGCAGCCUCCGUGCCCUGCUGUGCCGCUGCUGGCACCCUGGGAGCGGUGCCUCGGGGCUCGCAGCCGAGUGCGUGCGGCUGCCUUGGGAAAUGAGCUGUUCUUGGCCUCUGUCUGCCUUCUGUGCCGUCUCUGAACGUGGUCUCUCCUUUGGUGCAGGUAUUUUGGAUACUGCCGUUGUGGAUCGGGGAAGAAACGUCCUUUCCUGCUCUAGAGACGGCACUGCCCGGCUCUGGGACUGUGGGAAAUCCGCCUGCCUGGCCGUCGUGGCUGACUGCGGCUCCCCCGUCAACGGCAUCGCCGUGGGCGCUGCUGACAACUCGGUGAACCUGGGCGCUCCCGAAAAAACUCCCAGUGAACGUGAGAUCGGGACGGAAGGGAAGAUCCUGCUGCUGGCUCGAGAAGACAAGAAGCUUCAAGGGGUGGGACUGCAGAGCAGGCAGCCGGUGUUCCUCUUUGUUGGAUCCGACGCGUUCAACUGCUGCACGUUCCUCUCGAGUACUUAUUUCCUAGCAGGGACUCAGGACGGGAACAUCUAUCAGCUGGACGUGAGAAACACAAAUGCUCCAAUCCAGGUCAUUCAGAGAUCAGGAGCACCGGUGCUUUCUCUGCUUCCCUACCGGGAUGGAUUUGUUGCCAGCCAAGGUGACGGAACCUGCUUUAUCAUCCAGCAAGACCUUGAUUAUGUCAUCGACCUCACCGAAGCUGACUGUGACCCUGUGUACAAGGUGGCUUCUUGGGAGAAGCAGAUUUAUACAUGCUGCAGAGACGGGAUAGUGAGGAGAUACCAGCUUUCUGACCUCUAGGUGUUGUGAUCACUGAAUAGCAGAGAGAAGUGCUGAAAUAGCUGUUCCAUGCUUAUUUUCCUGUACAGUGCGUGUGAGAUGUGUAAAUAGAAGGCUCUGAGUGAUGACCAGGCUGUAAAUAGAGAGUUUUUUGGUGGGAGGGGGAUACCUGUUAGAACACAACCCUGUUUUUUCAUUGGUAAGUGGUCUGAGGUGUUAGGUUCUUGGCAUUGCAGCAAUUUUUUCAUUUUUUUUAAAACUAUCGUGUAGGUAACUGCUGUUUCUGAGGGGGGAUUAAACUGGGAUUGGGCGCGAUGGCCGUGGCUGUGUUGUGGUAUGGACUGAAAUAAAGCAACUGGUUUGGUAACGUGUAUGGGGAACAAUGUUUUCAUGAGAACUUUAAAAAUAAAA
This is a messenger RNA of Cygnus olor (mute swan), 1965 nucleotides long. It is a transcript of the gene PAAF1, whose product is annotated as proteasomal ATPase associated factor 1. Lineage: Eukaryota; Metazoa; Chordata; Aves; Anseriformes; Anatidae. The transcript is spliced from 12 exons. The coding region runs from base 64 to 1575 and encodes 503 amino acids. Gene Ontology annotation, molecular function: protein binding. The record is from RefSeq and is a predicted model, not a curated record.